AUUCUGAAUCAGACGGCUGAGCACAGGUUGGAGAGUCGACACACACACAAGCGCGCGCCCAGACAGAGCCUCUGUCAGUGGGUUCCUGACCCAGGGAGUCGAGGGAAAGUGUUAUCUGUUUUAACGGGACGACCAUCGUGGAAGGCUCUAAAAUGUUUGCCAGAAUCCCGAGACUGACUCCUGGUUAUAUCAGGCUGCUGCAGACCCAGGCCUACCACAACGCGCCCGUGACUGCUCCAGCAGAGAAGUCUAUGCCUGGUAUGGCCAUGCUGCUGGGGGCCGUGGGGAUCGGGGUGUGUGGGUACAGCUCCAGGCAGCUGGCCCUGCACCACCGGCCCUCCACCCGCGUGCUGCACUGGGUUGGCACCCACACCGAUGCGAGCAGCGUCGGCGUGGGAGGACAUCGCCCCCCGGUUCUGGAUGUGACUCGCAGAGCUGCUGCAUGCCCGGAGAUCCCGCCUCCCUCAUUCGUGGGCCAGAAAGUUCCCUUCCAAUAACCAGUGGAUAUAAAGGAUAUAGAUCGGCCAGCGAUAUCGAUUAAGUCCCAGUAGCUAUACUUCCAUACGUCCACGAUUGUAGCCAUGCAGGCCCAUCGCAGCGAUGUGGCCCAUGUGCUCUCUGAAGACGAACGAGUGUGGCUACCCAACUUAAUAGAUAUGUUGGCAGGAAACUGGAAACUAUGGUAAUGUGUUAUUGUGAUUAGUGCAAUGAAUACUGAUUAGGAAUAAUUUAAAUUCCGAUGGGUCGUAUAACUCAUUCACUAAUAGACUAUUUCAAGCAUUGAUAGCAGUUAGCAAUAAGAGCUAUCAUGUUUAAUUUGGAGACAUUGUGUGUCUUCUGUAGCUCCGGAGGAAAAAGGGACAGAGAUUUGGCAGUGGGCUUCUGUGCACAGAUGGUUUUCUUGUUGAGCGCCCCCCUCUCCAUCCUUCCAUCCCUUCCCGAGCAGAAAGCCAUGUGUAAGUGCUUGAACAGCCCACCCCUGCCCAUGACUUCGAUUGAUUUCCUCUGAGGAGGAGCAGGUGCCAUCCAUCAACCAACCUAUGUGGGUUCUGGCACUUUCUGCACUGUUUGUCAAUCAUGGAAGACACAAGAGGAAGUCAGGGAUUUUUCUUUUUUCAGAAGAGAGUGAAGUGCACGUGUCUAAAUACGGCAUCUAAACAUGAGUAGACAACACUCGCAUGUCUAUGACUUACUGGAUUAUGAGUCCUAAUUUGUGUGUCUGAGACGCUACGGUGUGCAGGUACAACAAGGUGAACAGGGUGAUUCCUCUAGGAUAAGCUUAUGCCCUCAGUGGGGAUUAAUCCUUGUGGAAAAUCAAUCCUGGCACACACAGUCAUUAACCUAAUCUGGUAUUAGAGAGCCAAGGACCCGUGAGAGACAGACAGUCACCGUGUAUCCAAAACAUUGUGCCGUCCCCCCUGCAGUGUCCACCAUUCAUCUCACUGUCACCGAUUGGUUUAUAGAUUAUAAAGGCGGUGUCUCUCACUGCAUAAGAGAGGUAAGAAUAAAAAAGGGGACUUGAGAUGUGGCGAGACGCUGAGCGUGGUUGAGAACGCGUGCUGUGCCUUAUGGAUUGCGCCGGAUUACGCUGUCUUUCUGUAUUCUUGGGAAUAGAUUUGUUGAGAAGUAUUACAUAACCUGGUGACACCAGUCGUUAGAGGCGAGGCUUUCAUUUCUCCGCGAGCAAAGAUCGGGAGGAAUUUCCCUCACUUUCUGCUGUGAAAAGGGAGGAUGGUGAGGAAGUUGAGUGUCUCAUCAGUUAGAGGUCAGCCAGACCUUGUAAUCAUAGCUGAAGCAUUAAUAGCUGAGGAGCCAGCUUUGUCUGUAUGCCAAAUCGGACAAGUGGUGAGCCGGAGCAGAUUGGGGCUCUUUAGAGGCCCAACAGAGGCCCUCCAGAACAGUAGCGCAGCAAGUCUCCGACAGAAUUGUUGUAAUCCACUCAGCAGAAGGGGCGAGUGGCUCCAACUGGCCUCGUACGCAGAGCAAUCACUCAUUUUGCCCUGUACGGAAAUCAGCUCCUGCAAAAACCGUUUUACACUGGCGUUUAACGGAGACGAAACAAAUACAAUUUAACUUGUUUGUUGUUUUUAACGUGUUUAAAUUCCACGUCUGACAGAUUUUAUCAUGCCUACUCCCAACUGCAUUAGGUAGUCAGGCUUUGCACCUCAAGAGUUGUGAAAUCGAUGUGGUUAUGGGCUGGAGGCUGUGUAAUGCACCUGACUGGUUUUGAUGGAUUCUCUCUAUACUGCAGUGGUGCACAGUGAGCACUGAGCGCUGUGGAAACCUAUUGAUCUCAAUCAGAGAGUGAGGGAGGAGAGGCUGUCUCCGCUCUGCAGCAAAGCUUCACUCAGCGUUGUGCAUUUUUAAAGGAAAACAGCUAUGACAGUGCGAUGGUUCCUGUUGGAUCUGGAAUCUUUGAAGGCCCGGUGUUCACGUGGUACUUUAGCUCGUAGUCACACACCAGUGCUCCUCCGGUUCAGUCAACUGUAUGUUCCUCUGCAAACUUUAGUUCAGCUGUCUCCAUUAAAAGAUACAUUUGUUCUGUUUGUAGAAGAAUUCAUAACAGAUCUGUGUUAGAAAAGAUACGUGAAAUAAAAGCAUAUUGCAAACAAACUGCUCUUCCGUUGCACUUUAGUCACAGACGUAAUUCAAGCUGUAUUUGCACACCUCUGUGAAAUGAAAUGUUUAUUUCCUUCCUUCCUUCCUUCCUUUUUGUACCAAAAAAUAAAUAUUUUUAGUCAAA
This is a messenger RNA of Cololabis saira (Pacific saury), 2743 nucleotides long. RefSeq lists its product as uncharacterized. The coding region runs from base 153 to 497 and encodes 114 amino acids. The record is from RefSeq and is a predicted model, not a curated record. The transcript has 2 exons. NCBI's taxonomy places the organism in Eukaryota, Metazoa, Chordata, Actinopteri, Beloniformes, Belonidae.